AACGGAGAUUAACCCUCCUCCUCCUCUCUUGUAUAUAUAAACCCGUCACGUCUCAUUCACAACUCACACAUCAAAAAAUACACACUUUACCACUUUCUUCUUCUCUUUACAUCACUGAUCUUUGAAGUUUUCUUCUGAAACGAUGGAGUUGGAUCUUACACCGAAGCUGCCUAAGCAAGUGUACGGAGGAGAUGGUGGAUCGUACUUCGCCUGGUGCCCGGAGGAGUUGCCGAUGCUGAAAGAGGGUAACAUCGGAGCAGCCAAGCUUGCUCUUGAGCAGCACGGUUUCGCUGUUCCUCGUUACUCUGACUCUCCCAAGGUUGCCUAUGUUCUUCAAGGAUCUGGAACGGCGGGGAUUGUACUCCCUGAGCAGGAGGAGAAGGUGAUCGGUAUCAAAGAAGGCGACUCUAUUGCUCUUCCUUUCGGUGUUGUGACAUGGUGGUUCAACAGGGAUAGCGAGCUUGUUAUCCUCUUCCUUGGUGAAACACACAAGGCUCACAAGAGAGGAGAGUUCACUGACUUUUACCUCACCGGCUCUAACGGGAUCUUCACCGGUUUUACCCCUGAGUUUGUCGGCAGAGCGUGGGAUCUUGACGAGGGGACCGUGAAGAAACUUGUGGGUUCUCAGACCGGUAAAGGCAUUGUGAAGCUGGACGCUGGUGUCAAGAUGCCGCAGCCCAGGGACGGGGACCGUGAAGGGUUUGUGUUGAACUGUUUGGAAGCUCCUCUCGAUGUUGACAUCAAGGACGGUGGGAGGGUUGUGGUGUUGAACACUAAGAACCUUCCUCUGGUUGGGGAGGUCGGGUUUGGUGCUGAUCUCGUUAGGAUUGACGCGCAUUCCAUGUGUUCGCCAGGUUUCUCUUGUGACUCGGCUCUUCAGGUGACUUACAUUGUUGCCGGUAGUGGGAGAGUUCAGGUUGUUGGUGCUGAUGGGAAGAGGGUUCUUGAGACUCAUAUCAAGGCUGGUUCUCUCUUUAUUGUUCCGAGGUUCUUUGUGGUUUCCAAGAUUGCUGAUCCUGAGGGCAUGUCUUGGUUCUCCAUUGUGACUAUUCCCGAUCCAAUCUUCACGCAUUUGGCUGGGAGGACAUCGGUUUGGAAGGCAUUGUCUCCAGAGGUUUUGCAGGCGGCGUUUAAGGUUGAUCCUGAGGUGGAGCAGUCCUUCCGUUCAAAGAGAACUGCGGACGCCAUUUUCUUCCCUCCUUCCAACUGAAUAAGGCGCAGAGAGGAGAACAAGAACCAGCUUUGUCUUUAGUUUCUUCCCUUGUUUUUUCUUUGCUUGUGACUCCCGGGAGUACGUAGGGUUUGCUUUUCUUCUUGUGUUUUAUCCUGGACCGGUUCUUGUUCUCUUUGUUGAUCUUUACGCUUUGUUAUUGAAAUAAAACAUUAUCAACACUA
Molecule: messenger RNA, 1395 nt
Organism: Raphanus sativus (radish)
Lineage: Eukaryota; Viridiplantae; Streptophyta; Magnoliopsida; Brassicales; Brassicaceae
Product: glutelin type-D 1
Molecular function (GO): nutrient reservoir activity
Source: RefSeq, a predicted model, not a curated record